AGAGCAAGCGGAAGGGCAAGCUGUGAUAGUGUUUGGGUGGCUGUUCGGCUGGCCCAGACCAGGCCGAACCGGACCAGACUUGAAGUAGAAGCGCGUGGAGCAUCACCUUGUCCUCGUUCACUCUGCUCGCGUCCUGGGAGUCCCCCGUCCCCCGUCUUGAUCCAAGUCAAGGGCCUACUGGCGCGAGAGUCGCUGGCCCCCGCGCGGGGUUUGGGCAUCUCGGCACGCCGGCUCUGUCGUGGCCUCAGGGGAACAUUGUCGCUUUCGCUACCCGCGGGGCCGGGCGAGCGGGAAGCUCGGCACAGUGGGAGCCUGGUGGUGGGUCUCCUGGGGCCGGUCGCAAUGGGUUUCCGGGGGUCCCGCGGCUGCUCUGUGGACCCCUUCGGCCCCUGGUGCUCCGGGCGCUGGCAGCGUCACCGGACAAAGGCCACCGAGCGCGGGGGUGUCCCCGAGGUGGACGCGCGGGUUUACUUCCUCUCCGGCCCCACGGGCGCGCUUCCCUCCUGACGGAUUCCGAAGCCCGCCCCACCACCGUCACCGCACCAGUGGCCCAGGCUUCGUGGGACCAACAGGGCUAAUCCUGCCCCACGGAUCUAAUCCGGAUCGGGACCCGGUCCCAGGGGAGGCCCCCACCUCCCCUUCUAUUGUUCUGUGGCCCAGGUAUCAAGAGAAGAAAACCGCCAACUGUAUCAGAGUGCUUAUUUAUUGGGCAUAAAGACCACCCGGGCUGGGUGCAGUGGCUGAUGCCUGUAAUCCCAGCACUUUCGGAGGCCGAGGCGGGCAGGUCACGAGGUCAGGAGUUCGAGACCAGCCUGGCCAACAUGGCGAAACCCCGUCUCUACUAAAAAUACAAAAAUUAGCCGGGCGUGGUGGCGGGCGCCCGUAAUCCCAGCUACUCGGGAGGCUGAGGAGGAGAAUCCUGUGAAUCCGGGAGGUGGAGGCUGCAGUGAGCCGAGAUCGUGCCACUGCACUCCAGCCUGGGAGACAAGAGCAAGACUCCGUCUCAAACAAACAAAAAAACACCCAUAUCUCAAACGAGAAAAUGCUUGCAAAUAACCUGAAACCGCGGAACACUAUUCUUUUUAAAACGAGAUAUUUUAAGUAGGUCGUGAAAGUGGCCUUAAUGUUAUACUGCCUUAUUCCAGUGACGAAUAUUCAUCAUGUGUAAAAUGGGAGAAAUGAAAUGUUAUUAAAACAAACAUGUGAGACUUCGAUGAGAAGAGACGGUACCCGGUCUAAGCGCCCACCGGGUCGCGAGGAUCCUUUUCCUGGUUAAGGCCUGGGUCACAGCGAAAGAACCCUAGGCCCAGGGAGGGCCCCGAGAUUUCAGAUCCGGGGCCCGGCUGUGCAGGUGGACCACGCGGAAGGGGCGCUGGGGGCGGUAGGUCGAAAGCAGCCGACAGGGCUACCACUGGCGCACCUGUCCACUUACGGGGACCACCGCCGCAUCCCCGCCCCAGCUAGUCGGUCCUUUCCGGAAGUUCCACCUCCCUAAAUUUUUUUCCGGUUCCGCUUACUCCUUCCGGUCACCAUGGCGACCAGGCGCCUUGGGGUCGGGGAGACGCUGGGGGCCCUCAACGCGGCCCUGGGGCCAGGCGGUCCGGUGUGGAUCAAGGAGACGCGCACCCGCCACCUGCGUUCCCGAGACUUUCUGGCACCGCACCGCGCGCUGCAGGCGCGCUUCGAUGACGGCCAGGUUCCGGAGCAUUUGCUCCAUGCCCUCGCCUGCCUGCAGGGCCCCGGUGUGGCCCCGGUGCUGCGCUGCGCGCCGACCCCCGCGGGUCUGUCUCUCCAACUGCAGCGGUCCGCCGUCUUCGAGCGCGUCCUCAGCGCCGUGGCCGCCUAUGCCACGCCCGCCUCGCCUGCCUCGCUGGGCCAGCGCGUCUUACUACACUGCCCAGCACUGCGCAGCUCCCCCUGCGCACUCCGCUUGAGCCAGCUGCGUACGGUGCUCGUGGCCGAUCACCUGGCGCGAGCCCUGCGCGCUCACGGGGUGUGCGUGCGCCUAGUGCCAGCUGUGCGGGAUCCGCACAUGCUGACCUUCCUGCAGCAACUGCGGGUGGACUGGCCCGCUGCCUCGGAGAGAGCUUCCUCCCACACCCUGAGGAGCCACGCCCUUGAAGAACUUACCUCUGCUAAUGACGGGAGGACACUGUCCCCUGGCAUCCUAGGCAGACUGUGUCUGAAGGAGCUGGUGGAAGAACAGGGCCGCACAGCUGGCUAUGACCCCAACCUGGACAACUGUCUGGUGACUGAGGAUCUCCUCUCUGUGCUGGCUGAGCUGCAAGAGGCUCUAUGGCAUUGGCCCGAGGACAGCCACCCAGGCCUGGCUGGGGCCUCAGAUACUGGUACAGGCGGCUGCCUGGUUGUACAUGUUGUUAGCUGUGAGGAGGAGUUCCAGCAACAGAAGUUGGACCUGCUUUGGCAGAAGUUGGUUGACAAGGCUCCACUCAGACAGAAGCACCUCAUCUGUGGCCCUGUGAAAGUAGCUGGUGCACCUGGCACUCUGAUGACUGCCCCUGAGUACUACGAGUUCCGGCAUACCCAGGUGUGCAAGGCCUCAGCACUGAAGCAUGGUGGGGAUCUGGCACAAGACCCAGCCUGGACAGAGAUCUUUGGUGUUCUCUCUGUGGCCACCAUCAAGUUUGAGAUGCUGAGCACAGCCCCACAGAGUCAGCUCUUCCUGGCUCUGGCUGACAGCAGUAUCUCCACGAAGGGCACAAAGAGUGGCACCUUUGUCAUGUAUAAUUGUGCCCGUCUUGCCACACUCUUUGAGAGUUACAAGUGUAGUAUGGAACAAGGUCUGUACCCCACUUUUCCUCCUGUGAGCAGUCUGGACUUCUCACUGCUACAUGAUGAGGGUGAGUGGUUGUUGCUCUUCAACAGUAUCCUCCCCUUUCCGGAUCUGCUGAGCCGGACAGCAGUGCUGGACUGCACAGCCCCGGGGCUCCACAUUGCUGUACGCACAGAGAUGAUAUGCAAGUUCCUGGUACAGCUCAGCAUGGAUUUCAGCUCCUACUACAACCGGGUACACAUCCUGGGGGUGAGCACACAGCAAAAUGGGGUGGGACGUGCAGAGAGGUAUAGGGUAAAGGCAAAGGAAGCAGAGGAUGAGACCAGCAGGCCCUUUCUCUUUCAGGAGCCUCGACCACACCUCUUUGGUCAGAUGUUCGUCCGCCUGCAGCUUCUGAGAGCUGUGCGUGAGGUGCUCCAUACUGGCCUGGCUAUGCUGGGUCUCCCUCCACUGAGCCACAUUUAAGGCCACAGAGGCUCCAAUACCUGGGAAUGUUCACAAAGUCAUCAACUGGAAAAAAAGCAAAAACCCACGGCCAAAAUAAAUUGGUACUGUUUGUUACAAA
Messenger RNA from Homo sapiens (human), 3359 nucleotides. RefSeq names its product DALR anticodon binding domain containing 3 (gene DALRD3). Gene Ontology annotation, molecular function: nucleotide binding; ATP binding; arginine-tRNA ligase activity. The coding region runs from base 1532 to 3259 and encodes 575 amino acids. The transcript is spliced from 12 exons. Gene Ontology annotation, biological process: arginyl-tRNA aminoacylation; tRNA metabolic process; tRNA aminoacylation for protein translation. NCBI's taxonomy places the organism in Eukaryota, Metazoa, Chordata, Mammalia, Primates, Hominidae. The record is from RefSeq and is a predicted model, not a curated record.